Messenger RNA from Medioppia subpectinata, 831 nucleotides. Lineage: Eukaryota; Metazoa; Arthropoda; Arachnida; Sarcoptiformes; Oppiidae. The record is from the annotation of a GenBank genome assembly.
AUGAAACUUGUUGCCUACGGUUGGGACUCAACUCAUGGGGACUAUGAGAAGAGACAGUUACUACCGCUGCCCCGGAUAGGGAGGUCUUAUGCUAUGGAGAAGCGUCAGGGACUGAUCCCAUCGCCACGAGUGGGCCGUUCGUCCGCUACUUAUAAUGGUAUCGAAACCGAUUGCUCUCUGAAUCCCGAGUUAUGUAAUGAACUGAUGGCUAGAGUCCUGCAUGCAGUGCAUGAAGAAGUUCCUCCUGUCCUAAGAAUAGCCUCUUUGGCGGCAAUGCGUCCAAAGAAGUCCUUCACUGAAGACUAUUCUGAUAUGAAUGCCGACGACUUUGAAUUGACCAAAACGUUGCGCUCAAAUCCAUGGGAUUUCGACGUUAAUCCGUACUUCUUUGAGCGAAACGCCCGCCAAUUGAUUCCGGCCCCCAGAGUCGGCCGAUCUGUCGCCUCAACCAAUACUCAUACAAAUCAAAUGCAAUUACUUUCAGGUUAUAAUAGCGCCGAUGACGACGAUGUGGUCGAUCCCAUCGAUUUGCAAUUGAGGGCCGCAUUCAUACCACGUCUCGGGAAGCGAACCACUCAUAAGACAUCUUACGAUCAAUACAGCGAUUCCGCGGACGAUAUGUUCAAAAGAGCGGCCGCUUUUACACCACGUAUAGGAAGGGCCGCAUUCACGCCCAGAAUCGGCAAAAAGGCAUCGUUUACGCCCAGAAUUGGUCGCUCGGCCGGCACUGCCGGCGCCGACAAACCAUUUUAAGUAAUCAUUACGUGAAACAAUGUAUUCACUGAAUUUAAAAUACAAUUUAAAGCAAAUAAUACUAAUACUCUAUUUACC